ACACGAGCGAUUCUAACCUGUGUGCGCGCGUGGGACUAGCUGGUUCAUUUUAGCCUGCAACGAUGAUCGCCAGCAGUACUCGCGCUGCGCUUGCUGCUGCAGUUGCUGCGUAGCUCAGCUCUUCUAGCCGUCGAUACACACGCGUUGAACAAUAACAAGCAUUACCCCUUCCCCCUCGCUCACCUGCAGAGCGAGCAGCGUAUACCUACACGUAGAAAGGAAGGAACGUCAACAAAGGGUCAGCUCUGAAACGGAGUCGCUGCAGUCUGACAUGAAUAUCGCAAGCGACUGAGAGAGAGAGACACACAGUACCUGCGUAAUUACACGAGAGAUCUCUUCUGCUCCUCGAAAUGCCCGCCAAAAUCACGGAGAUCAAGUGCAAACGCUGUCGCACUAUGCUGUUCACGGAGGAGGCCUCACCGUCCCUCACGGCUCACGGACAGGCGAUCGGAGUUGGUGCGCGAAAUACCAGGUGCAACAGCGACGUUCCCGAGGACUGUCUCUUUCUCGCGGAGGACAGCAUGCCAGACUGGAUACACGAGGUCGUCGAUCGGGAAAACUGGACAAAAGGCAAGUUGCACUGCCCGCUCUGUCACGCUAGGAUUGGCUCCUUUGAUUUCGUCAGUUCGAAAAAGUGUAACUGUGGAGAGUAUGUACCACCACCAAUCAGAAUAACGUACUCAAAAAUAGACGUUCCACAUCGGUGAUGCUGAGAAGAUGCGCAAUAUACUUUAAUUAAUUUUUAAAUCAUCUCUCCAUAUAGCAUAUUAUUGAAAUUUACAGGGUAAUUAUGAUGAAAGGAGACGUAGCUUCUUAGGCAAUGUAUAUUAUAGAUUUGGUCUAGGUCGCCUUUCACAAAACCAACCCUAAUAUUACAUUGCUACAUUGUGUUAAUUAUAACAGAGUAUAUUGAUUUUUCUACAGUUUUACACUUAAGAAAGUUGAAAUUUUUUCUUUUUUAAUUAACACAAAUUACAUCAUUGCAAUAAAAAAUCACUGAGAGUGUCUCAUUACAAAGUUGAAUGAAGUUUAAGAAUUAUACUUAGUUGCAUUAAGCAUUGUUAAAAAAAAUCAUAAAAGAUCAUGAUCUACCAAAUGGUACAAAUAAAAUUGAAAGCUCUAUUUACUAAAUUUAUAGUAAAAAGGCUUAUAUUUUUUUAUUCAAUGUGUUAGUCCGAAUGUUUUAUAAAAGUCUAAAAAAUGUUUCAUUACACUAAAAUGUCAUUAAAAAAAUAAUAAUAAAACUCGUUGAUAAAUAUUUCUCAUUGCCAUAAAAAUCAACAGAAUCAAUUUUUGUCUUCUCAAUAUCUAUAUAUUUGAUUUCAGUAUUAUCAGAUUUUUUUCCUCGUGAGGCACUAAUUUCAACAAAGUGUUCAAUUAAAAAAGAUACACCUUUUUAUAUUAUUAAAUCUAAGAAAUUUUAUUUCACCAGAAUUAAAAAAAUAUAAUCAUUAUAACUUACAUACUGCAUCUUAUUUUUAAUCAAUGAAAAUACUUAAUAAGUAUACUCGCAAUUUAUUACUUGAUCACUAAGGAUGCUGUUGAAUUGUAGUUUCAUUCAUUACACGCAUAUAUAAACUCAAAGUAGAUUAACAUGGCAUUAGUUAAAAUUUCAAGCUAUAAACAGUGUUAAAAUACUCUACUGUUGUAUUUGUACUUGUGAUAAGUCGAAUACGACAGGUCAUAAUGUAGUGAAUACAAGUGGAAAUAUAUAUAGCAAAUAAAGUCGCAUUAAAACAUA
Molecule: messenger RNA, 1741 nt
Organism: Nasonia vitripennis (jewel wasp)
Lineage: Eukaryota; Metazoa; Arthropoda; Insecta; Hymenoptera; Pteromalidae
Exons: 3
Coding region: 351-707 (118 amino acids)
Biological process (GO): serotonin metabolic process; protein polyubiquitination; norepinephrine metabolic process
Cellular component (GO): endoplasmic reticulum membrane
Molecular function (GO): ubiquitin conjugating enzyme binding; ubiquitin protein ligase activity
Source: RefSeq, marked validated